Linum tenue is the source of this 534-nucleotide messenger RNA. The record is from the annotation of a GenBank genome assembly. Lineage: Eukaryota; Viridiplantae; Streptophyta; Magnoliopsida; Malpighiales; Linaceae.
AUGCCAUCCAGACUAGCCGAUGCUUUUCGAGCCCAUCCGGUACACCUCCAGCCAAAGCACCUCCAUGACUUCACCUCCCUAAAAGAGCUCCCGGACUCCUACAAAUGGGCCUCCGACGAGGACCAAUACCGAGCCCAGCCCGACCCGGCCCACCACGAGCCGGUGCCCGUGGUCGACCUCUCCGACCCGAACGCCCUCGAGGAAAUCGGCCAUGCAUGCAGACGGUGGGGAGUGUUUCAAGUCGUCAACCAUGGAGUCCCCACCACCGUCCUCGACCGCAUGGAGAACGUCGCUAAGAGCUUCUUCAGCCUGCCAGCUCAGCAGAAGCUCAAGGCGGCACGUUCCCCCGACGGGAUCUCCGGCUACGGCUUGGCCCGGAUCUCCUCCUUCUUCCCCAAGCUCAUGUGGUCGGAAGGGUUCACCAUGGUUGGCUCCCCAUUGGAGCAUUUCCGGAGAGUUUGGCCACAUGAUUACACCCAACUCUGGUACCACUCUUUCUUCCAUAUCUCGUGUUUUAAGCUGAUUUUACGCUAG